Molecule: messenger RNA, 4460 nt
Organism: Agrilus planipennis (emerald ash borer)
Lineage: Eukaryota; Metazoa; Arthropoda; Insecta; Coleoptera; Buprestidae
Gene: su(sable)
Product: protein suppressor of sable
Exons: 11
Biological process (GO): negative regulation of DNA-templated transcription
Cellular component (GO): nucleus
Molecular function (GO): RNA binding; metal ion binding
Source: RefSeq, a predicted model, not a curated record
AAACACAACGAGAUUAUCUAUUGUUGUACUUAUUUUUAUUUUAUUUUUCGUUUAAUGUCGAAACAAUUGCGAUCAAAAUUAUAAAUCGGAAAACGUCGUAGUAGUCGAUGUGAGCCUUAUAUGGCUGUACUUUAAGGCGAUUAUUGUCCGAAAUCGAUAGAAUGGAAAGUUGAAAUCAACGGCAUUCCUUAGUACAUUGUACAGUUCCGUUAAAUCGAGGUCGUAAUCGUUGCGUCUCGUUCUUUCUCUCACGUCAUUGGAUCAUAUUGUCGCACUCUGGUUGUUGAUUCGCUGUUUCUGGGCGACGGUUCUAUAGCUAAAUUCCAGGGAAAGUUCAUUUCAUUUGUGAUCACCUCGCUUAAGAGAACAGUCGGGUAGCUGGUUUUAUUAGAUGAAAAAUGCGAAGAAAAUUAGAAUUCUGUCCCUUGUACAUAGUAGGACAGAUUUAAACAGUGAAUGAGUGAAAUCUAUGCCAUUUCAAUACUAUUUUCCUGCCUAGUGAUCUAAAAUUAGAUUUGAAAAUGGCGCUCGUAUGUGAUAUUAAAAGUAUGGAAACGGAAGAGGCUAAGCCUGAGGCUUCUCCUCUUGCAGAGGAACAAAACGAAACACAAGAACCCCCGGAAUCUCAACCCCUGCCUUCUUCUAAUGAGGAUCUCGAAGAUGGGGAGAUUGAAGACGACGAUGAAGAAGAAGAGAUUCCACCCAAAGAUGAGGCAGCUCGCUCGCAAUCUCCUCAAAACAACCCUCAACAACAACAGCAGCAGCAACUACCAGAAACUUCCCCCACUCACAACUCCCAAGGAAACAGUAAUUCUGAGACUGAUCAUCGUUCUUCCGAACAUAGUAAGUUUGGUGGCGAAGGGAAGUUUGGGGAUGGAAGUAAAUUCGGAUCGCCCAACAGCCGAUUCCAUGGGAAAUACAGGGACAGGUGGAGGUUCGAACGAAGAGAGGAGAGGAGAGGUAGUAGCGGGGAUGACAAGAGCGGAAAACAUCUUACAGAAGCUGAGAAAAGUGUCAUGUAUUUGCAUAAACUGGAAAGGAUGGAACGAGAAAAGAGGGAAAAGUACAAAAGGGAACAUGGGGUGUUAGUCGACGAUUUUGCAAGCAACAUAGAAAAGGCAAUUGCCAACGUGCUGAAGAAGGAGCAAAAGGACAAAGAGGGCAACAUUAUCAAGACAAGUGACGAUGAAAAGGAAGAAAUAAAAAGGGGAAAAAAACGAAAAAAGAAAGACAAAGAUAAAAAGAAGUCGAAACAACGUCGCAUGGAGUCCCCAAAAGGCGACGGCAGUUACCCCUCAGACGACAACAAAGACUUUCCGGGUUUGAGGGCAGUUGACAACAAGCCUUUGUUCGGUUCGCCACGAGAUGGCAGUGGUGGCAUCGGCAUUAACAACAGAACGCCACCGUUCGAGUCGCGGUCACCUUCUAGAUCCGAGAACGACGAGGGUACCGAGUCGGAUGGCUCCCUAAACCGGAUCUAUGACGAUAAGGGCGGGAGCGAAAAGCUACAGCAGCAACGUCAGAGGGAUCGGAAGUACAAUAACAACCGGAAAAACUCACAAUCGCGUGGACGCAACAGUAGAGAUAGACGCGAACACCGGAAACACAAUCAGGACCGUAACAAAGAUAAAAAGGCGCCUGCGCCCGAACCACAACAGAAAGAUGCGCAGAGUGUUUGCGUGUUUUAUAUGCAGGGGAAAUGUCACAAGGGUGACGACUGUACCUAUUCCCACGAGGCGUUGCCUCCAAUGAAACUUGAGCUAUGCAAAUUUUAUUUGAUGGACUGCUGUGCCAAAGGGGACAAAUGUCUCUAUAUGCAUUCGGAAUUCCCCUGUAAAUUUUAUCACACGGGCCUCAAGUGUUUCGCGGAAGAAAACUGUAAAUUCUCCCACGGGAAACCACUCAGUGGAGGUCUAAAGCAAAUUUUGUUCAAACAUAUAGAGACUGCCCCGAAAGAGAUUUUGGGCGAUUUUCCUAGAUUAACAAGAGAUGGCGCUAUUAACAUGAUCAAUCAGACGCAAAAAACAUUGGAAUCGACGUAUGGUUGCGAAGGGGGCGGAGGAUCCGGAGGUGAUGAUGACAAAGACACUAUACCGUCCCUUUUCGAUAUCAGCGUUGCGAUGCCUGGCGAUAUGCAAAACGACGGAGAACCUAAAGAGAAAAAAGAGAAGACUGAAAAAUCGGGAAAUAGAGAGAGAAAAUCGAGAUGGCAAGACGCCGAUCCUGCCGAAACUGCCGCAGCUUUACAGGAACAGCAGAUUCAGAUGGCCCUGAGGAUAAAAGGUUUCUAUGCAGAACGAGAUCAGGACAUGAGAGUUACCAGUAAUGGAGACGUAGAUAUGCGCACAAUGCCUCCCCAUUUGGCGGCGAUGCCUCUUUCCAUUCCUCCCUUGACUGCACCGCCGCCUAUCGUUACAACUACCUUCCCUAAGGUGGGAGACACUUCAAUGAUGUUUAGUCAGGACGUCGACAUCAGGAACACGGUGGACGUGGACAUUAGGAACGCGACAAGUUUCUUCGAUACCAAGGAUGUGGAUAUCCGUAGACCACCCCCCAACUAUACCCCUUUAGACGUAGAUACGAGACAGAUCGAUUUUGCAAAGGAUAUUGACAUCAGGCAUUUUAACAGCAUGCCGGUCGAAAGGAGUGGCGGCGACAGAGACGAUCGCGAUCUAGGUGAAGAAUCCAACCUCGAAAUAGUCACCGACGAAGAUCAUCGAGGUGGACAACAUAUGACUAAGGGAGAUGUCGAUAGUCGGACGUUAAAUAGUGACGGAAGUGUUACGAGCCAAGAUAUCGACACUCGAAUCGGUUUCGGUGGAACUUUACCUCCCAAUCUCCCCAAGAAGCAAAUGGAGCUGUUCUUACGGAUCCAGGCGCAACAAAAGGAUGCAGUACCCAACGUCCAGGGUCUUGAACAUGACGACAACGAUGACGCUAACGUGGACUGGUAUUCAGAUGACGAUGACGAUUGCAGGUUAACGAUAAAAGAUGACAUCGAAGAGACCAAGUCCAAAGUGGAGGAAAAACAAGAAAGGUCUCCAUCACCGACUACUUCUCUAAUUCCUCAAAUUAAACCAAAUGAGGUAAUGGAGAAGUUGGGCGAUCUCUCGAAAAUAGAUAUAUCUGCAGAAGUGACCAAGCUUUUAAGUUCUAUCAGUCAAGGCGCCAUGAGUCCUAAGGAGACCGUAGCAAAAGUGUCUGGACCUGCUAAAGACCCUAGAUUGGCUUCCUACUCGUCUAAUACUACGGAACCACCCAAGGUAUCACCCGCAGACCCGAGACGUUCCAGGGUUCCAUCGACCGAAAGCAAGCUGAAAGAGACCAAACUCAGUGUAUACGAGCAGGGCAGUUUGUCAAUUGAGAACGCGAAAAAGGACGUGGACUUGAGAAACGUUGGUAAGGACACGGACUUAAGAACUCCCUUGGGCGAUUUGGACUUGAGAAGUGGUAUGCGACCAGAUAUUGAUCUCCGCAACUUGAACUUGCCAUUUAAAGCCAUUCAGAACUACACCCCAGCAACUGAAGUCGAUGCCAGUAUCAAUUCUCACCCUCCCAUACAAUGGAAAGUGAUGGUAGUCGAUAUUCCACAACCUGACUACACUGGAUUAAAAUUGACGGUGCAAGACGCCCAUACUACUGGAGAUCCGCGCCUGCGUAAGAUAUUCAGAUUGAGCGUUGACGAGAAAGAGAGUCCCGCUAGUCCCAAGGAGAGUCCUAAGGUGACGCAGCUUAGAGUCGAUCCUCGUCGGCGAAAAAUGGAAGAAAACAAAACGGAUACAAUAACUCCCCAGAUGACAUACUCGCAACAGUUGAACGUCCUGCAGAGUUCCGCGUUUUACCAGAGCCUCACGAGCAACCAGAAGCUGCUUUUGAAUCAGGAAUUAGCUGCAAAGACUGAUGGAAGUGGUAGUUGCGAUCCAGUACUGACAGGAUUGUUGUCCAAUUUGGGUUUAUUACCUAACGUAUCAGUCCCCACGAGCUUAGCAUCCAUCCCUAACAGUAGCGCACUGAAUAUACUUGCCAACAUAAACAACAUUCCGAUGGGCCCAAAUCCUGCUGCAAUGCUCGGUCCCAACCCUCUCCUGAUGGGACAAAACCCUAACCAGGCGAUAAUGGGAACCAAUGUCCCGCCUCCCGGUUUGAUGGGACAGAAUACGAAUUUUACGCACGUAGGUCCCAAUAUGAUGUCGCAAAAUCCGACCGCGAUGGGACCUCAUGGAGGAUUACUCGGUCCCGUCCCUCCCCCCAACGAUUUUCAGCUCAAUUUUGAUCCACGUCAGGGAGGACUUUUGGGUAACGCACCCUUAGACUUCCCACCGCCUCAUCAAGGUCCCAAUUAUGGUCCUGGAGGGGUAGAAGAUUAUUAUCCCGAUGGAGAUGUCGGUCCAGCAGGAGGAACAGGUGGAGGAGGUGUAGGCGGAGGAGGAGGAGGUGGCGGGGGAGGUGGUGGCGGUGGC